AUGAAAAAUUCUGCAAAGAGUUUUCGCGGAUUUGGAUGCAGAUUUUUCACGAUGGGGGUCGGCCGGCGGUGUUACGGUGGAUUGUGGAGGCGGGUUGUCCGGGUCGGUGACGAGCGGAUCGGAGGCGGGGGCCGGUGGUCUGUGGACGGCGAGUUUGGGUGGGGAACGCGGGGUCGGAAUGGCGUCCGGAAGAGAAUGGCAGCGGGGUGCUAUCUAUCACGGCAAACAUUUCACAGAAGGCAGGGUGGGCUUUGGCCCUGGCUUCUCCUUCAAGCAGUGUCCAGUAAGGUAUCAACGUUGGGUCACAGCCACUACUAUAGCACUCAUAACGCGUCCAUCUUCACCAAUUUUCACCUAAUUCCCGUCCUUCAUCCGCCUCUCCUCCCCCGAGCUCGCCUACUGUCGACUGCAACUCAGCCGGAAUCUCCGCUUUUCCGCUCAAAGGCUGGAAAGCGCGUUCCGCAUCGUACCACGCAACGCUGGCUGCCAUCCCUCCCUCCCUCAACCAGAGGGCAUUGUUCAUCUCCCGAUGCAACAUUCACGCGUCACCGACGCGGGUCUCAGCAACUUACCAGUCACUGUUGGCCAUCUGGACAUCCUCAGAUGUCUCUCCCACUUGGGUGUUCUCAACGGAGAACGUUCGGUGAGGGGUAA
Molecule: messenger RNA, 654 nt
Organism: Colletotrichum costaricense
Lineage: Eukaryota; Fungi; Ascomycota; Sordariomycetes; Glomerellales; Glomerellaceae
Exons: 2
Coding region: 1-654 (217 amino acids)
Source: RefSeq, a predicted model, not a curated record